AUGGACUCUCUUGUAAACUCUCUUCAUGCCCGCCAUAUUCAGAACAUGAGCGAAGCCGAAACUCUCGAGCACCACUGGGGCUACGCGGACCGAGCGCUUCCAUGCGCGAGAGACGUCAAGAUUUGCGAAUACCUUGAUCUUGUCUACUCCGGCCACGACAAUAGCAUGUUAUUCGUCGGUAUCUUCUGGGCUAUGGCUACUGGUAUUCUCCUGCUGUGGGCCUUUGCUCGUAAUGUCUGGGUGUCUCCGAAAGCAGAUGAAUUCCUGGUUGUGGACAACGACAAGCUUGCUUUCUCGACAAGGAAUCGAAGCUCGAGGUUAAAGAAGACUGCAGCGGCCUUUUUCCGUCUUUACUACAGGAAAUGGGUCGUCGCUGUACCAGAUAUGCCCGGCGUGUACACCGUUAGAACAACACUUGGUCCCUGGUCGAAUCGCGUCGGUGUUCUCGCAUAUGCACUUACGCCCUUGAGCAUAAUGCUUGCCAGCCGAGAAUCAAUUUUGAGUCUUUUAACCGGCGUUCCAUAUCAGAGCUUCAACUUUCUGCACCGGUGGCUUGGGUACAUCAUCUUGGUCCAGGCGCUACUUCACACAAUCGGCUGGAUCGUCAUUGAAACAAAGCUUUAUGCACCUCAGCCAAAGUCUGCACUGCAACUUGUCACUGAGACGUAUAUGAUCUGGGGUAUCGUUGCGACACUGCUUAUCCUCCUGAUCUUCAUCUUGAGUUUGCCUUUUGUGAUUCGUCAAACAGGAUAUGAGUUCUUCCGAAAAGCUCAUUAUGUACUAGCGAUGGUGUAUAUCGGUGCUUGCUAUGCUCACUGGGACAAACUCUCUUGCUUUCUUUACUCAUCGCUCAUUCUCUGGGCUCUUGACCGUGCGUUGCGGCUUAUCAGAAGCGCUUUGAUUCAUUACCAGUUUAUUUCUGACGGCUCAAUGGGUUUCAAGCACAUCCAUUCCAGCAUGAAGUACUUCCCCGAUGCUAAGAACGGCGAUGUCUUGAGACUAGACUUUGAACACCCUCAGGAUCCUUGGAACAUCGGUGAAUAUUUUUACCUAUGUUUCGCUAAAUGCAGCAUUUGGCAAUCUCAUCCGUUUACACCUUUGAGUCUGCCAGUGGUGAUGGAUGGAAUGGUCAGACACUCAUACAUCCUACGUGCCAAGUCGGGAGAGACGAGGAAACUUGCUGAACUGGUUCGUCGAGAAUUGGCUACAAAUACUACAGCGACGACUCCUCUUAUCCUUUCAGGGCCUUAUGGAGAGCCGAUUGCAAGAGACUUGACUCCAGAAGUCAACGUGCUCUGUGUCGCAGGUGGUACAGGGAUCACCUACGUUCUACCAGUCUUGCUGAACAUCCUAUGUGAAUCAGUACUUGAGACACGGAAGGUUCAGUUAAUUUGGGCCGUCAGAAAAGAAUCCGAUAUGCAGUGGGUGCAAGACGAGCUCCAGGCUAUUUGCAAAGCUAGUAAAACCCACGGUAUGCAAGUCCUCAUUUACGUCACACGCGAAUCAGAACCCUCAACAGCUUCAGAGAAUGAGAGGGAAAUCCCCAGCGGGACAAAGCUAGAAAAGGAAGAUAUUCCGCCGGUAUCGAUGUCCCUCAACUCUGAUGACAUUGCCGACAUACAGGGCUGCAACAGUAUCACCAAGAUCUACAACCGCCAGCCAGAAUUGAGAAGGCUGGUUCCUUCGUUCGUCGACAAUACUAUCAGGGGCCCAACUAAAGUCAUUGCAAGUGGCCCAGGGAGUAUGGUCAGUGACCUAAGAUCCGCCGUGGCUGCUUGCAACUCUGGAGCGCAUGUCUGGAGAGGGAAUGAGAGAUUUGAUGUUUCUUUGGCGUGUGAUAAUAGAUUAGAAUAUUAG
Fusarium musae is the source of this 1857-nucleotide messenger RNA. RefSeq lists its product as uncharacterized. The record is from RefSeq and is a predicted model, not a curated record. The transcript has 2 exons. Gene Ontology annotation, biological process: copper ion import; intracellular iron ion homeostasis; iron ion transport. Gene Ontology annotation, cellular component: plasma membrane. Gene Ontology annotation, molecular function: ferric-chelate reductase activity. Bases 1 to 1857 code for a protein of 618 amino acids. NCBI's taxonomy places the organism in Eukaryota, Fungi, Ascomycota, Sordariomycetes, Hypocreales, Nectriaceae.